UGGCCAUUGGCAUUAAAACUCAGGUCGGAGAAAAACCGUACACUCUUUCCUACCACGCUGUGGACGGUCCCCGUCGUCGAAACUCCAUUCCAGUCUCAAUCUCUCGCAUAUCACGGCUUGCUCUUCAAAUCCUCCGUUGCUUGUUUUUCAACUUCUGGAUAUUUAGUAGGCGAGACAUGGAUAAAGAGACCCCCAAUAUAAAGAAAUGGAUUGUGCUUUAUCCGGUUUAUAUUAACUCGAAGAAAACUAUGGCGGAAGGGAGACGAAUCAGUGUCGCGAAAGCGUGCGAAGGUCCUACUUGUGCUGAGAUUGCUGAUUGUUGCAGCUACUUCAAACUCCCAUUUGCAAUUGAGAUAGAUAAGGCUUAUCCGCGCGAUUUCAUGCAAAUUGGGAGAGUGAGGGUCUUGCUUAAAAGGGAAGAUGGAACUCCAUAUAAUCCAGACAUUACUUCCAGGAAACAGCUGAUGCUGAAAGUUGCGGAGAUGGUUCCCAGACAUCCUGGGAGGACUAGGAAGCAGGAGCCCGCCACAUCCACAUCAAGUGCUGGACCUGCCAAAUCUGGGAAACAUGGAAAGAAAAAGAGAUAGCUCCGCUCCAGUCUCACAAAUCACUCACUCUCAGCUUAGACAUUUCAUGUUGUAUACCCUAGUUAUGUUUGAAAAUUCAUACAUGAUAUCAACCAUCAUGUUUGAGGACGAUUCAUUUGUUUUGGUUUGAACCCUUUUGGAAAGUUGGAGAUCAUUUUUCGUGUCGCUUUUGCAUUCAUGGAAACAAAAACAAAAAACAAA
Molecule: messenger RNA, 788 nt
Organism: Malus domestica (apple)
Lineage: Eukaryota; Viridiplantae; Streptophyta; Magnoliopsida; Rosales; Rosaceae
Source: RefSeq, a predicted model, not a curated record